Molecule: messenger RNA, 723 nt
Organism: Dentiscutata heterogama
Lineage: Eukaryota; Fungi; Glomeromycota; Glomeromycetes; Diversisporales; Gigasporaceae
Source: the annotation of a GenBank genome assembly
AUGAUAUCCCCAAACUUUAAUCGCGGAUUAAUUAUCAAUGCACAGGGAAUAAAACUUUCGGAUUUUAUAUCUUAUGAUCUUAAGUCGCAACAUAAAUAUGAUUCCAUAGAAAAAAACACAUCCUUUCAUGCAAAACUAGUUAAUUCAACAAAAAAUAAUAUUGGGCUUUCUGCUGAUGAUUUAGAUCAUGCUUCUACAACUGAUAUUUUUCUAAUGGUACAAUGCAUAAAAGUCGAAUUGGUUAUUAAGAAAGAAGCAAUAAAACCGUCUGAUGAAUUAAUUAAUAAAAUAAAAGAGGCUCUAAAACACCACCAUAAAUUAAUGGAUGUAUUUAACGAUUAUGGAUAUUUUUUGCCAAAAAGGAUAACUCUUGGGCGCAAAAUAUACGGAAUGACUUAUUUAAGCAUAGAUAAGGAUUUAACAGUACAUGGUGAUGUGGAAUGGACAGCUCUUGAUGAUUUUUCGGAAAGUAAGCUCGAAGAUUACUUGAGGUCUUAUAAUUUUGAUUUAUCUUACUUUGAAACAACUAAUGGCGAAUUGAUUAUGAAAAAUAAAAUAAAAGAGUGGAUUAAAGAUUGUUUAGAGUGCAAUAUUGACUCAUUACAAGUUAAUGGCUGCAAAGAAUUAUAUCCAUUGCAUGAAAUUUUUGACUUAUCUCUUCGCCAAGAAGUCGAGUAUAUUCUUGGGAUUAAUAUGACAAAUGAAUCUACUAUUAGUAACUAA